CGGCAGGCACCGACUCUUCUCACCCGCAUCUGUUCCUGGACGUGGCCCCGCCAGCGGAAUGAUUCCCGCCGCGACGUCGGGGCUGCCGUUCCUCGUCCUGGGAAUAAUGUUCCUUUGCCGCCCGCUAGCUGGAAAGCCAGGCCAGGGCGAGGCCACUUGGUCUCGCUUCGCCCGCCUGCCUUUCCCGGACGACGCGCUCUUUCUCUACGACACGUUCCCUCGGGGUUUCCUUUGGGGAACUGGGACCGCGGCGUAUCAGGUGGAAGGCGCCUGGGACCGGGACGGGAAAGGGCCUUCGGUGCUGGACACCUCCACGCACCGCUCCGCGUCGCCUUUUAGAAACUCGCCCGAGCUGGCCUCCUGGGACUCGGCCAGCGGCAGCUACGACCACGUCGACCGCGACCUGGACGGCCUGAGCGCCUUGGCGGUCUCCCACUACCGCUUCUCGCUAGCUUGGGCGCGCCUCCUACCGAACGGCACGGCGCCCGCCAAUCCCGCCGGUUUGCGCUACUAUGCGCGCCUGCUCUCCGGCCUGCGGCACCGUGGCAUCGAACCGGUAGUCACCCUCUACCACUGGGACCUGCCCCAGGCCCUGCAAGACCGUUACGGCGGCUGGGAGAACCCGAUUCUCGUCGAAUUUUUCUUGGACUACGCCCGGUUCUGUUUCCAGCACUUUGGCCGCCACGUGCGCUACUGGCUCACCAUAGACAAUCCUUACCUCGUGGCGUGGCACGGCUACGCCACGGGUAGGCUGGCCCCGGGGGUGCGAGGCGGGCGGAAGAUGGGCUACAAAGUGGCGCAUAACCUCCUGAAGGCCCAUGCCAAAGUGUGGCAUCUUUAUAAUGACAAUUUUCGUCCUACUCAAAAAGGCCAACUAUCAAUUGCUUUAAGUUCUCACUGGAUAAAACCUCAAAACAUGACCGAAAAAAAUAUAAAGAAUUGUCAGAAAUCUCUCGACUUCGUGUUGGGCUGGUUUGCUAAGCCUAUAUUUACUGAUGGAGACUAUCCUCAGAGCAUGAAACGUUAUCUUUCCUUGACAUUACCAGAAUUCACUGAUUCAGAAAAGAACUUAGUCAGAGGAACAGCUGAUUUCUUCGCUCUUUCUUUUGGAGCCACAUUAAGUUUUAGUCGUGUGGAAAAAGACAUGCUGUUCCAGCAGCAUCAAACUCUGAACCUGAGGCAGCUACUUUACUGGAUAAGCAGGGAAUAUAAUCCAUCACAGAUCUUCAUUGUGGAAAACGGUUGGUAUGUUUCUGGAAGUACAACGACAGAUGACGCCAAUUAUAUGUAUUACCUUAAAAAUUUCAUACUGGACACAUUAAAAGCUAUCAGAUACGAUGGAGUUGCUGUGAUGGGGUAUACCGUUUGGUCCCUCAUGGAUGGUUUUGAAUGGUUCAGAGGCUACGUUCGACGGGGCUUAUUUUAUGUUGACUUUCAAAGCCAGGAUAAAAAAAUGAUAAUGAAAUCUUCAGGUUUGUUUUACCAAAAGCUGAUUCAAGACAAUGGUUUCCUCCCAACACCAGAAACCCAACCUUUUAAAGGAACAUUCCCCUCUAAUUUUGUUUGGGGGGUUACAGAAAAUUUUCUUCAGAUAGAUGCAAAACGAUCUCAGUUUAUUGACCCUAAUAUUUAUACAUGGGGAUUUCACCAAACCAAGAAUCACCUCAAAAUUGAUGGAAGUGGUGUUCUGAAACGGAAGCCUCACUGUGUUGAUUUUUAUCAUGUUAGACUCCAGAUUUCUUUACUUCAAAAAAUGCAUAUCACACACUUUCAUUUUUCACUAGUGUGGCCUUUGAUCCUCCCUCUUGGCAAUGAGACAAAUGUAAACCAAACACUUCUAUUUUAUUAUCAGUGUAUUAUAAAUGAACUGAUCAAAGUCAACAUCACUCCCGUAGUUGCUUUGUGGCAAUCUGGAGCUCCGAAUCAAGGGCUCCCUUUUUCACUGGCCAGCAAAGGAGGAUGGGAGAGCCAACAUACUGUGGAAGCUUUUGUUGAGUAUGCUCAGUUCUGUUUUAAAAACUUUGGACAUCAUGUCAAAUUUUGGAUCACCAUGAAUGAACCCAGUGUGAAAUACCUGACAUACAAAGCUGCACAUAAUCUCUUGAAAGCUCAUGCCAAAGCAUGGCACUUGUAUGAUAAAAAAUUCAGAAAGAUUCAAAAUGGUAAAAUAUCAAUUGCCUUACAUGCUGACUGGAUUGAGCCUGCCAGCCCCUUUUCAAAAAAGAGUGAGGAAGCAGCCAGGCGAGCUUUGGAAUUUGACAUUGGCUGGCUGGCAGAGCCAAUCUUUGGGUCUGGUAAUUAUCCAGAAGUGAUGCGACAGUUGCUUCGCCAAAAAAAUGAUCUAGGUUUUCAUAAUUCUCAGUUACCUUAUUUCUCAGCAGAGGAAAAGAAUCUAAUAUAUGGCUCCUUUGAUUUUUUUGCUCUGAGUCACUAUACCACAAUUCUUGUCGGUUCCGAAAUAGACAUUUCCAAAAAGUAUGAUCCCCUUCUUGAUAUCCAGAUGGUAAAAGAUUCAACUUGGCUGGAAUCACCCAGCCAAACUCCAGUGGUGCCCUGGGGACUACGGAAGCUUCUCAAUUGGAUUAAACAUAAAUAUGGCAAUAUCCCAAUUUAUAUCUUAGCCAAUGGAAUCGAUGAUCAGAAGAAUCCGUCCUAUGACAAGUUAAGGAUACAUUACCUGGAGAAUUAUAUUAACGAAGCCUUAAAAGCCUACACCUUGGAUGAUGUUAAUCUCCAUGGCUAUUUUGUCUAUUCUUUCAGUGACAGAGGGGAUUCCAGAUCAUAUGGCCUCUACAAUUACAUGAUAAACAAGUAUGAGGCAAAACCUUCACUGAUGUACUAUAGGCAGAUAAUAGACAAUAACUCUCCUGGCUCAGAAAACCAAGACCAGCUCUGCCCCAAAGAGCUUCUUCGUUGCCUAGAACGUGAAUCUUUGCAACCCAGAAAAUUUGUAUUGGUGUUUACAUCAUUCAUACUCUUUGCUUUCAUUGUUAUUAUAUUUCUGAUGGCUUACUACUCCAAGAAGAUUGAGAGACGAUCAAAAUACCCCUAUCCAGUUCUUUGCCGCCUUUCACCUGUGUUACUUGGAAAAGUCUGGAAAUAAUUAUGCAGUAGGCUGUAAUUACUGUUGCACUGUGUAGGCCAUCUAAUGCUGUGGUUUUCUGUGGUGAAUCAUGUUCAUGGAGUUUGUGUGAUUCCUCUUGGGAUUGGUGUUAGUAUUUUGACUUUUAGUUCCUUAAUAUUAAUUCCAUCUCUCUUCUCCAAUAGUUGCUUUGAUUCAUCAAGGGAGGAGCAGAACAUUACCCUUCCUUGCAUAAUUAGAAAAAUGCAUAAUUCCUUGCAUAAUUAGAAAAAUGCCCAUGUCAUUGUUCAUCUGUACCAUGCUGAUGGAGAUCUCUUUGAGCAGAUUGUCUCUUGGUGAGGAUGAGAUUUGAAAUAAAUAACUUGUUCAAAUGCUGAGGGGAGGACUGCUUGUUCAGUAUGCUGUCAGUGAUGCCUUCUUUCAAUACAUUCCCUUUUUCUCCCCUCUUUUCUAUUUCCUGUUUUAUACUCCAAAACUUGAUUCACCUUCUUCGUGCAUGAACAUGCCUAGUUUUUUUAAUGAGCUAAUUUUAGUUCCUGUUCUAGGAACUAGGAUUUUAUUUCCAUAAUCGUUGUACUCUCCUAUUGUUUCCUGAUUAUGUAUCUAUUUAGUCACCAUGAGAGCCUUUUUUAGCUGGAGGUUUAAAAUUAGACUGAUGAAGCUAUUAAUUUAGAUAUAUUAUAUUUUUAAUAAUAAACCCCUGGUUAUUGAGUUCUCAGGAUAAAAUUAACACCUUAUAAAGUCUUAGACUUGAAGAGCUCAGGGAUAGUGCCUCUGAUUUUUAGGCAGAAGGACACGUAUUCAGUCCAUGUAUAUAGUGUUUGGUCUGAAAGGCUCUUAUCAGUACGUACAAAUAAUAUUGUACUAGAUGGAUAAAUGUUAAGUCAAUAACUGUGUUCUUGCUGAUUCUUAAAAUCGAAAGUCAACCUAAAAAAAAUCCAGCAUACAAGAAAGAAUUCUAAAGGCAAGAAAAACCAUCAUCUUAAAACUGCAUUUUCAUCAUCUAUGAAUUGAUAAGCAGUUGUGAAGGUGCUCAACUAAAUUUUCCUAUAAAAGAGAAAAUUAUAUAGUCAAAUAUGAAUGUCUGAAGUAUCUGAUUUUUGUAGAAUUUUCAGUUAAUUAAUUUAUGUAAAAAGAGGCAGCCAGGGUAAUUUUGCAGCUCAUUCUCUUUUUACUUGCUGAUGCUGCUCACACUAGUGAAAGAAUCUGUUUUAUUGGAUUUUACAUAGGAAAGCUGUAAAUAGGGCUGGAGUAAAUAAAACAACUGGUAAGCAGUGAAAGCAAUAUUAGUCAGACAGUAACUGUAAGAUUGGAUAUUUUCAGGUAAAAUAAUGGAAGUCCUGCCCUAAUCAUUCCCUUGAAAUGAGCCUUGAAAGGAAGAAAGUGGAACUAGCAACCAACAGUUUUAAAUCACUCCUAGCUUUUAUGUUUUUAAAGUUUAUUUUUUCCCAUUAGCAUUUGGUGCAAUCUUUACUCUCAUUUGCAGUCAUUCUGUGGAGAUAGGCGGUAGACAGACAGACAGAUAUAGGUAAAUACAUAAUUAGAUAUGGAUAGAUAGAGAUGAUAGAUAGCAUGUGCUCAUCCAACCUUUCUCCAAUUGACUAAUUUACUGUUUACUCCCCAAAUUCUCAACUUGGUUGGCAAAAUUGCUGUACUCUAAUUAUAGAUGGCAACAAUAAACAAUUUUACAAUAAUUUAAAUCCCAGAGGACUGGCCAAAUAAACAUGCAUAUGAUUGUUACAAGUGCCCAUAACACUUUGUGUAUUCCAUUUUGUAAAAGCACACUUUAGAUUUUUUUCUGCCCCCCCUUCCCUCCCCCCCCCGCCCCGGGCCCAGUUUUUGCUGCUGUUGACUUCUUUCUCUCUUCUGUUCAAUCUGUCCAAUUCUCAGAGACUUGUCAGGUCAGAAGUGGUUUGCCAUUGCCUCUUUCCUAGGGCUGAGUCCUAGGGUGGAGAGAAUGACUGGCUGAGGGUCACUGACCUGAGGAUUUUGUGCCUAAGGCAGGACUAGAACUCACAGUGUCUCAGUUACUAACCUGAUGCCUUAACAAGUAUAUUAAAAAAUAGGUUUUGCCAGUUUUGAACAUUCUUAGUACCAGAUACUUCAAAUAAUCCUGUUAGACGCAUUUUCUCUUUAUAUGUAACAUACAAAAAUUCUAUGUGAUGAAGUAUUUAACAAAGAAGUAGUGAUAAGACCGUUUUUUGCCUCUUGCAUGGCAUAAUACAUUUCCCAUAUUUCAUUGCAUUUGGGGAAUCUAAAAUGUGGCUAUUGUAGUCUGCGAGCAGAUUACAUAAAGUAUGUUUUCUUAAUACAAUAUAUUUAGUGAUUUAUAAAGAAGGUAAAUAAUACUUGGGCCCCAUCAUCCAGUAUUUAAUCUAUAUUGUGUAACAGAGAUAACUAUAGAGAAACUAUUUUAUUUACCAUAACAUACAGUAUUUCUAUUCUUUUCAUUCUUGACCAAACCAGCAUGCAAUAGUUCACAAUACAAAUACAAAACAAUAAUAAAAUAGAAACAUUACACAUAUAAUCUAAAACCUCAUUAUAAUUUCCAAAAGUAAUAAUUGUACACAAACAAUUAAGAAAAGCACAAAUCCAAUGCUAAAAUACAAUAAAACAGAAUCUUAAAACAAUAUCUUUCAGUAUUGGGUGUGCAAGACAGAAGAGUUUGGGUAUAACAAUAUGAUUUUUGUCUCUUAAAUCAGGGAGUAGAGAUCCAGUCUUUUGAAGAACUGCACCCAAUAAUAGCAAGUGGUGAACUGGAUUCUAUAAUAAAAUAUAUUAUGAUUACACUGUAAAUGAUAAUUUGUGUAUAUGUACAUUUCUGCAUCAUGUGGGGGGGGGAACAGCCCAUUGGUUUUGUUUUGCUAGAUGAGAAUUCUUGUUACAGUGCUAAAAUUAUCACGAGAUGGAUUUUAACCUAUGUAAACAGUGUUCAUCAGUUUUUGCUAUUAACAAAAGUUUGAAAGCUUCUAUUUUAAAUUACACUUUGGUGGGUAGAAAAAUGGUUAUUUAAUGGAAAAACAAGGACAACUGAGAUGUAAAGAUUAUUGUCUGGGUUCAUAAACCCCUUUUUUGCCAAUUGUAAAUUGCACACUAUUCCCCCCCUAUUAUUUAUUUAGCAACUGUGAAUUUUGCAUCUCACUGUGAAUGUAUCUUGUACAAAUAGUGUCUACUAUAUAAAAAAAUGUAUAAAAAGUGUAAAGUCAUAAUCUGAAUAGUUUUGCAAUCACCACCCGUUGUUGCUGACUCUGCUUUGAAAAUUCUACUUCAUUCAUGUCCUUUUUAAUUGUUCUAAUAAUGUCAAGUUUAAGCUCUCUACAAGAAUCUGAACUACUAAUGGUCAAGGGAAAUUCAUGGGAAUUAAGUAUAGAAAGAAAUUCAAGGUGGAUUGGACUUAGAUCUCUUGUGGCUGCGUAGGGACUCAUGACUGAUAAUGAGUUUGACCCCUCCCUCGGGUUUAGCUUGGUCAUGUCCUACAAAUAACCUGUACAUUAUUUCUACUUUCCUGAAACCUAUGAAUGUGAUAUGACUGUGCAAUCAUUUUAGAAAAUUCCAAUUAUGUUUGUCUUACUGUAUUUUAUGGAAUGAAUGGUAGCAGAGAAUAUAUUUGCAAAGUGAACCAAGUAUUUUUCUUGUUUAUUAUCUAAUAAAUUGAAUUACAUUACUUUA
This is a messenger RNA of Pantherophis guttatus, 6751 nucleotides long. It is a transcript of the gene KL, whose product is annotated as klotho. Gene Ontology annotation, molecular function: fibroblast growth factor binding; hydrolase activity, hydrolyzing O-glycosyl compounds; fibroblast growth factor receptor binding. The record is from RefSeq and is a predicted model, not a curated record. Gene Ontology annotation, biological process: carbohydrate metabolic process; fibroblast growth factor receptor signaling pathway. NCBI's taxonomy places the organism in Eukaryota, Metazoa, Chordata, Lepidosauria, Squamata, Colubridae.